GUAUCCUUGAUCAGCCUGUGGAGAAAACUGAUCUCUUUCUUCAAAAGAUUGGAAUUCUUCAGUUUCUGUCACACAUAAGUGAUGCUGAAAAGCUCGACCAGUCGUUUGAAUGUGAUCAGAAUAAAACUCCUCUGGAAUCAGCGUUACUUUUGCUGGAAAGUAUGACUAAGGAAUUCAGUCUUCCACAACAUGAUUGUGAGAAUGUCGGCACUUCACUUAAAGAGAUGAUUGUGGGAACCUUCAUCAAGAACGGCCAGUUUGAAAAAGCAAAGGAAGCAUUUAACCAGUAUUUUCACGAAUCAACGACCAGCAAGAGGACUGUCUUCCUGAAACUCAUUCAUCAAAAGAAGAAAACACACGAGGUCAUCAAGCAACUUAACUUUCAGAGCUUCAAGAAGGAGAUGGCGGAUUUUUGUCAAAGGCUUUUCUCAUUCAGUCCUCCAUUUCUUUUCAAGGCUGCAGAGAUGCUUGUUCGGGAAAGGCAGGAACCAGAUGACACAACUCAUGGGAUUGAUGAGCAAAGCCAACCCAUUUCUUCCCAUAGUCCACAAAUAAGCAGAGUUGAGCUUCAGAUAAGAAAACCUUCACCUAUCCAGAGAAUCAGACUUGAAAUGGCCUUCAAUGCCCUGGCUGAAGGUCCAUGUCAAAUAACAUUUGAUCAGUUGACGCGAGAGGUGGACACAGAGGCGCAAGAACAUGAGAUUUGUCUACAGCUCACACCUGAUCCCAUGAGGGGCACAAUUCUGAACUCGGAACUGGACGUGUUAAUUCAGAGAGACUCGUGCAGUCCCAUGGAAGCUUCCCCAGCAGACCAGCCUCCACAGGCAGAUAAGGAUCCUCAAACACAGGCAGGUUCUCUGUCGGCGUACACCGUGCCGAGGCUGUUGGCUGAGCCAGACAGCCAGCCAAGCUCCCAGUGUAUAACAGCUGCUGAGGAAUUAGAAACUGAAGAGGGAACAAAACAGCAACCACAAACUGUUUCCAGUGGGAGCAAAACAAAAGACGCACAGUUCCCAGUCACAGACAAAGAAGUGAUCACACCCAGACGGAGCACUAGAUUGAACAGAACUUCAAGUGUUGUGGCGGUGUGCUCCGCUGAGAACGAUAAAGACUCGGAUUCAGACAGAAACAAAGAAGUGAAUGACGAGGACCUCCAUGACGGCUCCAACCAGUCAUUCAGCAGAAAACUCAACAAGUCAAAAGACUCAUCAGAACGUGAGGACGAGCCACAGGCGCAGUCGACCCCCGCCAAAACCCCAACACAGAGACCACCCGAAUCACUGUCCCCUCCUCCAAGCAAGAAAGUCAAUUCAGGUGACAUUGAAGACUGUACUAUCUCAGACUCUUCUUUGGACAGCUCGCCCACUGUGUCCUCACGUCCCCCCGUUUCUAAGAGCUCCACUCCACGCAUAGUCAUGCAGCCCAUUUCCAAAUGGAAAGAUCAUGUCAGAAAAGCAGUGGAGAGUAAAGACACGUGGAGCGACGAUGACUCAGAGUUCAACUUUGCAAAGAAUUCCAGGUUAAAUAAGAGCACCACCUCAAAUACACAAAGCAGGAAGAGGAUGUGGACUGACAGCGAGACAGAUAAUUUAAUAGAAGGGGUGAACAGGUUUGGAGAGGGAAACUGGAGCAAGAUCCUAUCAUAUUACUCCUUCGAAAAUCGAACAAACAUCAACCUAAAGGAUCGAUGGAGAACAAUGAAAAAGUUGAAAAUGGUUUAAGUUGUUUUGUUUACAUGAAGCUGACAGCUUUUGUUUAAUUUGGUCCUUUCUGUACAUUAUGUAAAGCAGGGUUUCCAUUUAGUUAAAUAGAAAAAGAAAAGCAUUUCAUCAAAGCUGAGCAGACUUUACUAUUCAGAUUUAUUUUUCAGAAAGUGUACUGGAAAAAAAACUAACAUUGUUUUUCUUUCAUUCUAGCUUUGUACCCUGUUCUUAUCCAAAAUCCAAACAUGCACAAACUUUUGAUGACUGUAGAAACUUUGUAUCAGUAUGGCAUGUUUCAAAAUACAGGGAUUUAUGUUGAUUUAUAAGCAUUGUACUAUCUGCUAAAUAAAUAAAAAACUGUUCAAAAUGUAGUUUCUAAUCACAAAAAAAUAAAAAGAUUGGAUUUAACACA
This is a messenger RNA of Austrofundulus limnaeus, 2115 nucleotides long. It is a transcript of the gene terf2, whose product is annotated as telomeric repeat binding factor a. Gene Ontology annotation, biological process: protection from non-homologous end joining at telomere; telomeric loop formation; protein localization to chromosome, telomeric region. Gene Ontology annotation, molecular function: telomerase activity; protein homodimerization activity; double-stranded telomeric DNA binding. The record is from RefSeq and is a predicted model, not a curated record. Gene Ontology annotation, cellular component: nucleus; shelterin complex; chromosome, telomeric region. NCBI's taxonomy places the organism in Eukaryota, Metazoa, Chordata, Actinopteri, Cyprinodontiformes, Rivulidae.